GUCCGAAAGAGUUUUGUGAUCAAUUCAGCUAAAUAACGUGAAAGGAUAAUGUUAAGUUUAGGUGUUCUUAAAUGAUGGAUGUUACAAUUUCUAUCUAGAGUGACAUUAAUAAUGUAAAAUUUUUCGAACUCCUUAACCAAAUGAUUCAGGGAACAUGUCGUUUAUGGAACAUAUGCAUAUCUGCCUUAGUCUUCCUCUCACUGUACAAUAUCCUAAUAACCUUCAAACUUCUCUACACGCCGGAUUGCAUACAGAGCAGUUCUCCUGUACAAAGGCCAAGCAUCAGAAUCAUCGAAAAACCGUGCGAAUCAGAUUUGGAACAAACCGUUAACGGACCGUUCCCUAAUCUGGACUUAAAGCUGGGCAGAUGGGAUACGCGCCACCAGUACAAAUUGUUCGAUCACAUCCUCACGGGAGGAAAGUUCACCACCAUCAGUGAUUUAUUUCAAACAUGUCUGGCUACACAAAGUUCCUUGGAAAAAUUGGCUUCGAUCAUAGAAGUUUCGAAUCACUGGAAUGGGCCUAUAUCACUAGCCACAUUCGCGGGAAACGAAGACGAGUUAAAUCUACUCCUCCUAUAUAUUUUAUAUUUAAGAAAAUGUGAUUCUAAAAUUAAAGACAAGGUCUCGUUUCAUUUAGCACUCCCGAAGGAGCGCAGGCCAAAGAAGUAUCAAAUUGAUUUUGAGCGACUGGACCAAAUGGACUGCGACAAUCCCGUCGGACAUCUUCAACAACUGGUUAGGGAGAUGCAAAAGAAGAACGGGGUGUGGCGCAUGAAGAUGCCCUAUCCUCAAAACCUUAUGAGGAAUUUGGCACGAAAGAACUGUCAGAGUAAAUAUGUCUUCCUAACAGAUGUUGAUAUAAUACCCAGCAGGGGAAUGGCAGAAAAUCUGGAUGUAUUCCUGUUGAAUGCCAAAUGUAAGAGACAAUGUGCGUACGUCAUACCCACGUACGAAAUCGACGAGAGAGUUCGCUUCCCUCCUAAUAAGACUGAAUUAAUUCGAUUAGCUAACAAGGGCCUGGCACGACCUUUUCAUCACAAAGUUUUCAUUUAUAAUCAGUUCGCUACCAACUUUACUAGGUGGCAGAACACUGUUGACGAGAAUAAUGACGUUCAUGUUAGUCAUCCAGUUACCAAUUUCGAAUUCCUUUAUGAACCUUUUUACGUAGCCCCCGACACAGUUCCACCGCACGACGAACGAUUUAUCGGAUACGGAUACACAAGAAAUAGUCAAGUAUACGAGAUGUACGUGGCUGGUUACGAGUUUGUUGUGCUUUCACCAAUUUUCACUUGUCAUUGGGGUUUGCAGAUAAAGCACACUAGACCGCCGUGGCGGGAACACCAGAACAACAUGAACCGGAAACAAUUCGAUGGAUUCAAACGUGAAAUUUUUGCAAAAUACAACAAGGAUCCGUUGAACAUGAUGUCUUCUCAGAAAAAAAAGGGUGCACCUUAAAUAGAGUUUUAUUUAUUACUAUUUUUCGUACUGAUUUUACUUUAAAUUGUUGAUAUUUAAAUAUUAUUUCAAUAAAAUAUUAAGCAACGGUAUUUUUCAA
This is a messenger RNA of Aethina tumida (small hive beetle), 1557 nucleotides long. RefSeq names its product beta-1,4-glucuronyltransferase 1-like. NCBI's taxonomy places the organism in Eukaryota, Metazoa, Arthropoda, Insecta, Coleoptera, Nitidulidae. Gene Ontology annotation, molecular function: glucuronosyltransferase activity. The transcript is spliced from 4 exons. Bases 141 to 1457 code for a protein of 438 amino acids. The record is from RefSeq and is a predicted model, not a curated record.